AUGUUCGGAGGGCUAGGGCCUGGGGGCCUGGGAGCCCAGGGCAUGGUGGGACCCCUGAGGGGUCGGGUAGAGGAGCUGAAGCGGCCUUGGUGGCGGGAGGCCUCGCCCCUGGUGCUGCGGCACAGCGAGGCUGCCCGACUGGCGGCAGAUGCCCUGCUGGAGCGAGGUGAGGCUGCUUAUUUGCGGGUCAUCUCCGAGGAGCGGGAGCUGCCCUUCUUGAGCGCCCUGGACAUGGACUACAUGACAACCCAUGUGCGUGGGGCGCCCGAGCUCAGUGAGGCCCAGGGACCGGAGGCCUCAGGGCCUGACCACCUCAGUCUGCUCUCUGAGGUCACCUCAGGCACUUACUUCCCCAUGGCCUCCGACAUCGACCCCCCAGACCUGGACCUGGGCUGGCCCGAGGUCCCACAGGCCACAGGCUUCAGCCCCACCCAGGCCAUGGUCCACUUCCAACGGGACAAGGCCAAGAGCAUUAAGGACCUACUGCGUUUCCUCUUCAGCCAGGCCCGCACGGUUGUGGCUGUGGCGAUGGACAUAUUCACCGACAUGGAGCUUCUGUGUGACCUCAUAGAGGCCUCCAGCCGGCGUGGUGUCCCCGUCUACCUACUUCUGGCCCAGGAGCACCUGAGGCACUUCCUGGAGAUGUGCUACAAGAUGGACCUCAACGGGGGGCACUUGCCGAAUAUGCGUGUGCGGAGCACAUGUGGGGACACAUACUGCAGCAAGGCCGGCCGCCGCUUCGCCGGGCAGGCCCUGGAGAAGUUUGUCAUCAUUGACUGUGAGCAGGUGGUGGCAGGCAGCUACAGCUUCACAUGGCUUUGCAGCCAGGCCCACACUAGCAUGGUGCUACAGCUGAGGGGCCGAAUCGUAGAAGAUUUUGACCGGGAGUUCCGCUGUCUGUAUGCUGAGUCACGGCCCGUGGAGGGCUUCUGCGGUGGGGAGGACCCGAUGUCUCCCCAGGCACCAUGCCCUCCCCCUGUAACCCUGGCCUUUGGGCCUGGCAUCCCCAGUCCCACAUCCUCUUUGCCCUCUAGCACCAGCCUUAGCAGCAUCAAACGCUCACCUCUCAUGGGCCGCUCCUCCUAUCUUGCUUUACCCAGAGGUGGUGGUUGCAAUGACAUGGGUCUGGGGUCCUCGUCCCUGAGCCCUGCCCACCGUGAGGCCAGUGGCCAGCCCUCCCUGCAACACCAGUUGUCAGACCCUAACCAUGGCUCCCCUCCUGGGCCCUACAGGACCAACCUGGGCAAGCUGGGGGCAUUCCCUUGGUCCCAGUCCUCCCCCACCCUCAACCAUAAUAGUGCCAGCCCCCUGACCCUGGCAGUGGGGCCACCUCUGCUUCCCCAGUCACGCCCCCACCUCCCCAUCUCCCGAGGUGGCACAGCCCUGCCCCGUCUUCCAGAGAAUGGGCUUUUGGGAAGCCAGAAGCCCAGCCCCCCACGAGGUCGCCGGGUACCUGGCACAGCCCUGGACACAGUGGAGGAGGGGAGGACAUCUUUGAGUCAGAGUCAUGGCCAGCUGGACCUCCUGGUUGCCCUCCCCAGAGCCCGAGAAGUGGGACGCCCUGACUCUGGGGUUUCCCCCAAUUCAGCCUCCCUUCGGCCUGGUGAGCAAGCUCCAGAAGACAGGAAGCUGUCCCCAAGCCAGAGCUACGGCCAGCUGGACCUCCUGUCCCGAGCCCAGGGUGCCAGAGGCACCCCUGAGUCAGCCUCCUUCAGGACUCGUGAUCAGGCCCCAGAGGAGAGGAGGCUGUCCCCAAGCCAUAGCCACAGCCAGUUGGAUCUCCUGGUGCCAUACCCCAAAGCCCUGGGCUCCAGAGUGCCCCUUGAGGCCAGCUCCCCUGCCAGGCCAGGCAAGCAAGGCCUGGACAAGCAACAGCACAUCCUGGGCCACAGUCAGCUGGAUCUCAUCACAAAGACUGGCCCAUUCCGGGGCGAGGGGCCUGGGCCCAACGGUCUCCCUGGUCCAAGCCCCGCUCCCAAGGCCGGUGUGGGGUCUGGGGAUGAGAAGCGGAUGACUCUGGGCCACAGCAAGCUGGACCUCAUCACCAAGUAUCACCAAUUUCAGGGUGCCAGGCAGAGGCCAGAGCCUGGCCUCUCCGGGAGCCUCACAGGUGGCCAUCACAACGGUGGUUGCAAUGACCUCUAUGGGAGUGAGAAGCGCCUGACCCUGGGCCACAGCAAAUUGGACCUUAUCACCAAGUACAACAAGUCCAAGUUCAAGCUGCUCCGAAGCCGCUUUGAGUCCUAGCCCCUCUCUCAGUAGGGCAGGUCCCUCCUCCAUCCACUGAGAUUCUGGACUCUGGGGUGAGAGCUCGGGGCAGCGGCUGCAUGAGGAGGGGAGAGUGUCUAGGAGCUCAGGUCAGGCCUCUCUGGGCUCAGGACGCUUGCUCACUUACACACACACAUAUACACACACACACGGGGAAAUGAACCCAUGGUUAUUGAGCACCUAUCAUAUGCCACUGUGUUGAACACUUGACAGCAGUCACCACUUCUCAUCCUUCAUCCUUACAACAUCCUACAAGGUGGGCCUCUGUGCAUAUAAUAAUAAUAGGUUAAUAGGCAUUAUCCUCACUAUUUCAUAACUGUGGAAGCUGAAGCCCAUAGUUUUUGGAUGCCUUGCUUUGAAUGAGAUCCAAGUAAAUGGCAGAGUAGGGGCCCAAACUUGUGUCUCUGUGACUCUAAAGAUUGUGUUUUGUACAAACACAACACACAUAGUACCCACAGUUCACAUGUCCCCUUGCACACAAAAUACAUCACAGAGGUGCCCCCAACUGCCUGUACAAUACACACAGCACAUUGACAGGGUACACACCCACAAACAGCACACCCAGAGAUACAGUCAAUAAGCACACACAGAUCAAUGAGAUAAACCCAAACACUCAAGAGUUCUAGUUGUAGGUACUCAAUAAAUUUCACUUGGCUACAUGGACUAUGAAACGCAUGCAUUGAGUGCACACUGUAGACCCCCUCAGGAUCUACAGACCAUAACUAGGCACAUAUCCCUCUCCACCCCCCACACCACCUACACUAAGCUGUGUACCCAGACCUGCGCUGGGCAUGCCAUAGAGCUGAUGAGGAAUCAGACUCAGGCCCUGGGAGAAAAGGAUUAAAAGCACAAACCAUUGGAGAACAGAGCAGAACUGUGUCUAAUUAAAGGCUAAUCAGUGUCAAAGGGUGGUAGAGAAUGAAGGGUGCAAGAAGGCAUAAAGGAAGGCUUUUUAGGGGAGGCAGCAUUUGAGCCAGGCCUUGAAGGAUGGGGAGGAUUUGGACAGAUGGAGAGAGUUGGAGGUAUUCCUGGUAGAUGGAACCAGGUGAAGAAAGGCCCAAGGGUAGGACUGAGUGAGUCUGAGGUGAGCUGAAGAGGAUAGAGCACAGAAGUACACAGACACACACACCUGUGCACACACAUAUACACACACAGCAUGCACAUACACAUCAUCUUGCUGCGUGUCUCCUGAAGCACUGGAUCUGAGGGCUGUGGGCCCUUUUCCUGUGAUCACCACCUGCCUGAGACAGGCUAC
Molecule: messenger RNA, 3523 nt
Organism: Choloepus didactylus (southern two-toed sloth)
Lineage: Eukaryota; Metazoa; Chordata; Mammalia; Pilosa; Megalonychidae
Gene: SACK1C
Product: family with sequence similarity 83 member C
Exons: 4
Coding region: 1-2247 (748 amino acids)
Biological process (GO): epidermal growth factor receptor signaling pathway
Source: RefSeq, a predicted model, not a curated record